This is a messenger RNA of Erigeron canadensis, 1408 nucleotides long. RefSeq names its product protein JINGUBANG-like. Lineage: Eukaryota; Viridiplantae; Streptophyta; Magnoliopsida; Asterales; Asteraceae. Bases 74 to 1213 code for a protein of 379 amino acids. The transcript is spliced from 2 exons. The record is from RefSeq and is a predicted model, not a curated record. Gene Ontology annotation, molecular function: protein binding.
GUAUUCAAAUCAAACAAACUAUCAAGACGAAGAGGACGAUUAUAGCAACAUCGAUGAAAAUGAAUCAAACCGUAUGAGCGAUGAGGCUUCUCCAAUGAUGAUGUCACCUUGGAACCAAAGCUGCCCUUUCCAACCAGCUUCAUGGUCCAAUACAAGCAGCCCGGAUCAGGACGGCCUCAUUGGGUCUUUGGUCCGGGAGGAAGGCCACAUUUACUCUCUUGCUGCGUUCCGUGGCCUUCUCUACACCGGAUCUGAUAGCAAAAACAUUCAUGGGUGGAAGAACAUGAAGAUGUUAACCACAUUUAAGUCCAAUAGCGGUCUUGUGAAAGCUAUUAUCAUAUCCGGUGACAAGAUUUUCACCGGACAUCAGGACGGGAAGGUUCGUGUUUGGAAAUCAAACACGAAAGACCCGAGAAUUCAUAAACGUAUUGGUACUUUUCCUACGUUUUUUGACAUCCUUAAAAGCUCCAUGAAGUCUAAAAAUUACGUUGAGGUGAAACGCAACCGUACAGCACUAUGGAUCAAGCACUGCGACGCGAUUUCAUGUCUAAGCAUAAAUGAAGAAGAAGGUUUGCUUUAUUCAGGAUCAUGGGACAGGACAUUCAAGGUAUGGAAAAUGUCCAACUCCAAGUGUCUAGAGUCCGUAAAGGCUCAUGAUGACGCGGUGAACUCGGUCGUCUCCACGGGAGAUAGCCUAGUGAUCACCGGGUCAGCCGAAGGGUCGGUCAAGGUAUGGAAACGAGAAGGAAAAGGUAAAAACAUGAAACAUAAGUACGUACAAACGUUACUAGACCAAGAAUGCGCCGUGACAUCUUUAGUUGUGUCGAAACAUGGUUCGUUUGUGUAUUGCGGGUCAUCAGACGGGAUAGUGAAUUUUUGGGAGCGUGAAAAACAGUUGUCACACGGGGGAGUGAUAAAGGGACAUAAAUUGGCGGUUUUAUGUCUUGCGGUUGCUGGGAAUUUAGUAUUUAGUGGCUCGGCUGAUAAAACUAUAUGUGUGUGGAAAAGAGAGGGAUGUACGCCUAUACAUACAUGUUUGUCGGUUUUGACAGGACAUACGGGGCCGGUCAAGUGCGUUGCGGUGGAGAAGGAAGGCGAGUCGAGUUCGGGUGGGAAAUGGGUUGUUUAUAGUGGUAGUUUGGAUAAAUCGGUUAAGGUAUGGAGUGUGUCCGAGAAUUCACCGGGCAUAAUGCAAAUGAAUGUUAGAUGUUGAUGUUUAAGUACGGACUUGUUGUGGGCCUUAGUUGUUGGUGGUUGGUUGAUUAUUGGUUGCUCAUGGUUUUUUGGUAUGAGUUCGUGGAUGGUUAAGAGUGGUGAUAGUGGGGCCUUGAUUGUAAUGUUAUUUAUGUAGUACUAUACUAGUGUGAAAAGUUCAAAUGAAGGUAGUAAAAGAACAUGAGAAAUGGAA